Messenger RNA from Polychytrium aggregatum, 486 nucleotides. RefSeq lists its product as uncharacterized. The coding region runs from base 1 to 486 and encodes 161 amino acids. Lineage: Eukaryota; Fungi; Chytridiomycota; Chytridiomycetes; Polychytriales. The record is from RefSeq and is a predicted model, not a curated record. The transcript has 3 exons.
AUGAUUGAGGCCGACCACUCCCUCACGGCCACGGAGAUCUACCGAGGCAAGACCCGACACCAGCCGCCGCCGCCCGGACCGCCCCGACCCCAGCCCGUCCCGAUCAAGACCCUCAUCUUCGAGGACCACAUGAAGAACGGCUUCGACCGCUCCAAGCAGCUCACCGCCGCCUGCACCCCGUCGACCAAGAUGUCGGGACUCUGGGAGGCUCGCGGGUACCAAGGAUCCAUGAUCAUGCUCAUGUUCAUGGUCCGAUGGCGACUCGGUGCUCUCCCAGGCCACUUCAGAUUUGGCUACCGCAAGUGCAAGAACCUGGCUCGACACGGAUCCGGGAUCGACUUGACCAGGACCCACGCACAGCAGUGUGUGGAUCCGCAUCAAGUCCUGGUCCGCAAGGUCGCAGCCCUCAAGACGGCCCACCCGACUUGGGUGGAAAGUGAGUCCAAAGGGGACUCAACGGCAAAAGAAGAAGUGAGCUCGAAGUGA